AUUUUUGCUCAGAGACUCAAAUUAGUUAAAAAACAAAUAGAAAAUUACCAGUUUUAACAAUCAGUUGUUCCCUUAUUUGUUCAUUAGUAUAUAAGCCAACUAUAUCCAUCAAUUUUAUUUGAAUAUCCCUAGGCUUUAUUGAAUGACAGCAAAAUGUAUAUACUACCUCAGUGCUUAGGACUUAAAAAAUAAGAAAAAAACUUUUCGUUGAUAAGCCAUUUAGUCGCUUAACUCGAUUUUGGUACCUUGAAGACCACCAUGUCGUCUUGUCUGUAUGAUCUGGACACCUCUGGAGGGCUCAUGGAUGAAAUCCAAGCUCUCAUAGCUCCACCAGACAGCAAGAAGAAGGAAAAAGAAGAAAAACCGGCACACCCUUACUUCAAGCGACCUGGAAAGGGACACAAUCACGACUUUUGCGACGCAUGUGGCGAAGGAGGUGACCUCAUUUGUUGCGACAAGUGCCCCAGUAGCUUUCAUUUAAAUUGCCAUGAUCCUCCUUUGGACUUUGAUGAUAUCCCUGAAGGCGAGUGGCUUUGUCAUAGCUGCAAAUAUCAGAAAAAACAGGCGAAAGCUGCGAGUCUUAGGAAAAGGUCGGACAGUUCUUCUUCUACCACAAGCACAAAAUCAUCCAAAAAAUCCAAAUUAAGUCCAAUAGAAUAUCUUAUUGAAGCUGCCAGUGCAAUGAACCCUACCCAGUUUGAACUCCCAUUUGAGAUGAGCUUACCUAAUAGCCAUUUUCCUGGAGGGGAUAAAGCGGAAGCUCUUCCUAAAAAGAAGCAUAAGGACUUUGAAAGGUUACCUAAUGGUUUGGUGCCGUUACCAGCAAAAAAAUGUUUUGAGUGUUACAAGUCGUGUCGAGUGGCUCCUUUGAUUGAAUGCGACUUUUGUCCAUCGUAUUUUCACUUGGACUGUUUGGAUCCACCGCUUACUACGCCUCCCACCACGAUAUGGAUGUGUCCGCUACACAUUGAACACACUUUGGAUUCAAAUUUGCUCACAUCAGUAUCUUUGAGUGAACGGGUGCAACUGUGGGAUAAAUUUUCUACCCCGGUGGAUCAGGAUGCGAUAAAAUUGGAGUUUUUUAGGAAAAUCCGAAGGAAAAAUCCCCCGUUUCGGAUUAAACAGACUUUAGCACCAAGGCGAAGGGUUCAGGUGCCAGAAAUGGUCAAGUAUCACUAUAAAAAGCCUGUACAAUUGUUACCAAGUUUAAAGGACGUAUUAAGGAUAGAACAUGUAUAUAAUAAAAAUAGAGUUAAAGAGAGUACACUUAAUGGUAAUAUAUCAGGAUGUUCUAGUGAGGAAACGAUGGAAGAUCUUAUAGCUAUUAAGGAAGAAAGUGAUAGUGGUGUCCAAUUUAACGGGGUGGAGAAAAAUGACACACAUUGUGAUAUUAGUGAUGUAAGUAAUGUUAAGGAAUUCUCUUCAUCCCCAAUCGACCCAAAACCGCCACCCGUAACCGUAAAAGCCGACCCAACUGAUACUCCCGCCACAUGCAUCAACAUUACAAACAAUCACAUAUACAUGAAUAACGUUUUAAACGUAAACGUGAACUGCAGCAAUAACGUAAUUACGUGUAAAACCCGAGAAAAUGGCGAUCGGGAGCUCAACAAGGGUUACUUCGAAAAGGAUUUAUUAAAAAAAGAAGAAAACAUAAUAAAGGACAUUAUGGAGGGAUGUUUCAGUCAUGACGUCGAAUCCGAUGCAAAAUUACUGGACGAUCGGUUAUUAAAAAUUCUGGCCUACCAGCGAUUACAACAAUUAGCCACAAGUCUUAAUCAUAACCAAAACAACAACGUAAGCACCUACAGUCAAGGAAACAACGGAAAUAAUUUAAAAAAUAUGCCUUUACCAAGUGAAUUGCUGACUGCCGCUGAUAUCGAUAGGAUAUCAAGGGUUUUCGCAAGUCCGAAAAGACGACACAGGUCCAGAUCGUUGAUCAGGGCGAGGGCCAUGUUAUGUCCUAUAGUUUCGAAACAUUUCUAUAAUGUCAGAACGAGAGAAGUCGAUCCUACUGACGUUAGACAUGAUGCCAGUUUUAUGGGAUUCAGACCUACAGUUUCCACAAGAUUCCCAGAUGCAGUGGCGAUGCGUUAUCGAAUAUUAAAUGUUGGUCGAGGAUCAUCUAACGAUGUCGACUUGGAAAAGUUCGGAUAUUGUAAUUAUAUCGUUCCGAAACAUGCCACAAUUUUUUUCGAUGAUUAUACGAAAGCCUAUGAAUUAAUAAACUAUUCACCGAGCGGCACUUACGUGAACAACGUUUUAUAUUCGAAUAACGUAAUGAUAAACAGAGCGAUCGAACCGCAGAUAGGAGAUACGGUCGAAGGGGCGGAUAAGGGAACUAACGUUAAUUUGAGUCCCGACGAGAAGGCCGCGAAUGUAGAGUGUCAAGUAAGAGAUUUAAUAAACCGUAAACGGAAAUUCGGUCGUUCUGACAGUGUAGGCAGUAACGGAAGUAUGGGGAAACGGGAGGCGAAGAUGGCCGCCGAAUGGACUGAUAGAGUCGAAUGCUGCUGCACCUUAAACAGCGAAGAACUAAAGCGGGGCUGGGAGGGCUCUGCCAUCCUUAAUCAUGGUUCCUUAUUGAAAUUCGGAUGUAUAGGUUUCGUCUUUUCUAUUGUUGAAAACUCUCUUUAGUAUUAAUUAAUUUUUUUCGUUUCAAUUUAAAAGCUGGUAUGUUUUUUUUUUGUUUUAGUUAGAAAUAUAUACAGGGUAUGGCAGAUCGUUUGCCAAAUAAUGAAGCCGUAAUAUUCUCAGUCAAAAGUCUUAUAAUUUUUGAAAUAUUGACUUUUAAAUAUUUUUUUUUUUUCAGUGAAAUCAAAUGUGAGUUACAAUCAAUUAUUUUGAAAUAAAGAGCUUAAAAAAUGUUUGAGAAAUUGUUUAGAUACAGUAAUGCAUAGAAAACCAACCCAAAACGUGGGCCAAAAAUUUGAUUUGUCAAAAUAAACUUAAGUAUAUUAUUUCUUUAGCAUCGGCACUUAAAUGCCUUCUUCUAAAGGUGUUACUACAGGAUGGCUCACUGUCAAAACCGGCCCAUGUUCGCCACAGUUUUUCGCUAUAAUGCCACAAAAAAUAACUUGCUUACAACAACAUUAGCCACUAAAGUUAACUCGUAAAGAACUUAAUUAUAACUAAGUUCUCGCACUCAAUUUGUUCUUAUUUAUAUUAGACCCUACGUAGGUCCUUACAGACGUAAAGGUAGUUAUAAUACUUACAGACCUAACAUCACAAGUUUUAAGUCGGGCUUUAAGGUUUUGUGGAUUGAGUGGUUUGUAGUUUAAAUGAAAAUAUCGGAAAAAAAUUGUAAUGGUCGUCUUGCAUGUUGUGUUCAAUUCUAGAAGUAUACCUCCGAUAAACCUCCUUAGGCAUAUGAUUAAUGUUCAAUUUAACUUGUUUAGAUCUAUUCCAACAGAUUAUGUUUAAUUCACAAUCCUUCAAUUGCCUUUAGAUAGAAUUUAUAAAAAAUAUAUCCAAAAAUGUAUUAGGUACAUUUAUCACAUUAUCUAAUUGCUCUAAUUCCAAUAGAUUCAUAAAGCUAUAGGCAUCUAUCACAUCUAAUGGUUGAUCUAUGUAAUUGCCAGGAUUUUCAUGUCACAAUGUUUUUACCAUAAAUAAAUCGAACUGAUACUAGAAACGAAAAUGGCAUAUGAAUGUAUAAAUAUACCUCCCAACAUAUCAAAUCUUCAUAAAAGGUAAAUUUAAAUAUUUUAAGGGUCAAUAUUUCCAAUAUUAUGUGACUUUCUAUCAUGCAAUGAGAGCUAAAUAUCUUUUAAGUGAUCAUACCUACCCACUUAUGUUUAUUUAUGCAAUCAUCUGUCAAAUACCCUGUAUAGUUGGUACCAACGAGGUUCGUGUGAUCAAAAAAGCUGCCAUAAUAUCAUAGAAACGAGUCAUAAAUUAAUAAAUCUUCUAAUGAAAAAAUACCUUAUGUAGUUUUUUCCAUAGAAGGUAUUCUGUUUCGCUUUAAUUAUACAGAGAGGGUGGCCUAUUGAAUAUCAAAAAUAUUUAUUGAAUAACUGCAGUUUAAAUCUAUUUAUAUGGCGGGUACUGCAUGAAAAUGUUUAAUGACUAGCUAAUGGAAAGAAAGGAAAUCCAGUAUGUUUUUUAUAAUACUCUUAAACAUUAGGGAUGUUUUUUUAAAUACAAAUAUUUCAAGCAGUAUUUUCUUUCGUCAUUCCUAAGAGAUAAUAGUGAAACUCCUAUUUACAACCGAGUAUCAAAAUUAACCUAUAAUAUUUAUUGAAAAGCUCCUUACUUUGCUCAAUUCACAUGGUUUCAGCUUUUCUUGAACAAGGUCUUACUGUUUUAUACGUCUUUGAUCGGUCACCCUAUGUGCAAGGUGGUUUUUAUAAAUUCUAAAACUCGAGUUUUUAUUUAAAAGUUAAUUUUAAGUUUUGCUGGAGAAGAAAUUUGUAAAUAUAAUUUUAGUAACAUAGAUCUAAAUGUAUUUUUAAUAUUAGGUAAAUUAUUGAGGUUAAUAUUUGUAUAUGAAUUAUUACUUGAGGUUUAUCCACGGUUCUCCCUCUUUUUAUUUUUAAUCGAAUCUGUUGAAAUACAAAUUAUUUUUAUUUA
This is a messenger RNA of Anthonomus grandis grandis, 4569 nucleotides long. Its product is annotated as PHD finger protein 12. Bases 259 to 2634 code for a protein of 791 amino acids. The record is from RefSeq and is a predicted model, not a curated record. Gene Ontology annotation, molecular function: transcription corepressor activity; protein binding. The transcript has 15 exons. Gene Ontology annotation, cellular component: nucleus; Sin3-type complex. Lineage: Eukaryota; Metazoa; Arthropoda; Insecta; Coleoptera; Curculionidae. Gene Ontology annotation, biological process: negative regulation of transcription by RNA polymerase II.